Messenger RNA from Cicer arietinum (chickpea), 1577 nucleotides. RefSeq lists its product as uncharacterized. The record is from RefSeq and is a predicted model, not a curated record. Gene Ontology annotation, molecular function: phosphoric diester hydrolase activity. NCBI's taxonomy places the organism in Eukaryota, Viridiplantae, Streptophyta, Magnoliopsida, Fabales, Fabaceae. Gene Ontology annotation, biological process: lipid metabolic process.
CUUGGACAACCAUACAAGUGGACCAACCAACGACAUUACUUACCUCGCUUAUAACUCCUAACCAAUAAUUUGAGCGAAGUUUCCCACACACAAAAGACAACACAACAUGUUAAUACUUGUAAUCCAAAACCAAAAUCCUUCAAUGCAACCAAAAAUCAAUUGAGUAAAGAAACACAUUAAUCAUUGUCCAAUUCAGCAAGCCUAUUAUUCCAAUUCAUUAAUAAAAAUAUUAAUUUAAACGAUACCAUGCUUUAUUGUAUUAAAUCCCAUCAACAUAUUCAUUACCAAAGACAUAAUCAAAGAAGAGGAAGAACUAGGAAUUCUUCUUCUUCCUCUUCUUCUUCUCCCCAUUUUCUUCUUUGAUUUAAAAGAAAAUGGGUUCUGAGGUCUCCAAACAAAUCGAAAAACGAAGGACAAUCCAAACAGAAGAGAAAACUUUGUCUGUUCUAAAAAACUUAUUAGGAGAAAACUACCCUGGCUAUGAUUACCACCCUUCAGACAGAAAAAAUUGGAUGUCUAAUCUCAACCCUGAGAAACUUAAGAUCAACAUGAUAGUUUGGCCUGGAACCCAUGAUUCUGCAACCAACAAAAUUGGCAUACCAGGUAUAUCUCGCCCUUUUGCCCAAUGUCAAUACUUAUCCAUCUACCACCAACUUGUGAGAGGAACAAGAGUAUUCGACAUUCGCGUGCAGGAGGAUCGAAGAGUUUGCCACGGAAUUCUCCUCACAUACAGCGUAGACAUUGUCAUCAAAGACAUCAAAAAGUUCUUAUCAGAAACCGAGUCUGAAAUCAUCGUUCUCGAGGUUAGAACUGAGAUCGGACAUAAUGAUCCGUUAGAAUUCGAUAAGUAUCUUGAAGAACAACUAGGUGAGUACCUGAUUCACCAAGAUGAUUCUGUUUUUGACAAGACUAUUGCAGAUGUGUUACCAAAAAGAGUUAUAUGCGUUUGGAAGCCGAGAAAAUUGGAACAACCGAAAGCUGGAAGUAGCCUUUGGAGUGCAGGGUAUCUAAAAGAUGAUUGGAUCAAUACAGAUUUUCCAGCAACAAAAUUUGAGAGCAAUAUGAAGUAUUUGAGGGAACAAGAACCUGUUGUGUCAAGAAAAUACUUCUAUAGAGUUGAGAAUACUGUUACACCUGUGCCAGAUAACCCGGUUUUGUGUGUGAAACCUGUCACACAACGAAUUCAUGGAUAUGCAAGGCUUUUUAUUAGUCAGUGUUUCUCCAAAGGGUGUGGUGAUAGAUUGCAGAUAUUUUCUACGGAUUUUAUAGACAUAGAUUUUGUUGAUGCAUGUGUUGGACUCACCCAUGCAAGGGUUGAGGGUAAAGCAUGAAAGAAAGUGUUGUUUAAUACUUCUGCAUAGUGUAUAUAAGCAACAGUUUAUGAUGUGGUGCAUAUUUGUGUAUAUAUUAUUUAUUGCAUGCAUUAGUUGUUGAAAAUAGUGGAUACUAUAACAAAGUUAGCCUCCCUAUUCAUCCUUAAAAGAAAGAAAAAUAAAUUCUUGAUAGGUUAUCAAAAACCUCUUUUUGUAAUGCAACAAUCUCACACUACACAGAAUGCAAUAUACUUAACCAUAAAA